AUGCCGAAGCAAAGGUCGAAGUUUGAAGAAGCGGUGGUUAGUCAUUUCGAUCGGUCGUUUCAUGAGAUCACUACAAAUAAUCAAAUCGAACUGCGUUAUGUAUUAUCUCCAUUUCUUCAUAAUAUGCUGUUGUAUCAUUCGAAACAUUACGAAAUUGAUUUUAUUGGCUACACAUAUGAACUUUUGGGAAUAACGUCUUAUUACUUGAAAUCUUCGUUUAUCUAUCGUUAUGAAUUAUGUGAAACCCCAUCUCCGACGCACUUUUAUCAACUUUUGGUGGCUCUGUCUGCAUUCGGAAAGUCAACUUUACAUACUUUACUGAAAUCUGCGGUGAUGAAUGAAUACAGUGUUCGAACAAAUGGUGCUAUGUACGAUCAUCGUAAAUCUGGUGUUCUUGAUGGGUUCGACGCAUUUAUCGAUGAAACAACCGCUGCUGGGUUGCAAGAUAGUCUUGCUAAAGGUCAUAAAAUGAUUUUCUCCGAUGAAGGAGAAAAUCUAUUAAAAACCAACGGCAUUCUCGUGGAUGAUUCAUCGCCGGCGGCCUCAAGUUACGAUUUACACAACUUCGUGUUGUCUUAUUAUGGCUCCAUUCGAGUUUUUAAUAAACAGCUCAAAUCCGGAGCUUUAGCAGCAAAUAUGGGUCGAUUAACAAUUAGUUGCUUGUCAACAACCGAACCCAUAAUUCGAAUGCUAUCACGUCGAUUCAGUGGUGGUCCAACUUCUCCAAUGCUAGAAAGAUUUGCUGUGUUGUACGCUACAACGAAGCCAAAGUACUCAUUCCAACGACCACAAUCAAUAAAUCCCAAAAUGAUGUCAUUAUCACAAUUUGUAAUGGUAUUAAGUGAAAUUAAUGAUAUUGAUUUCUACUUCGAUAAAGAAGCAGAAGAUUUGUAUGCAUCAUAUGGUGAUACAUUGACCUACGUCAUGAAAGAACACGAAAGAUCGUCACCAUGGCUAAGUACACGAUAUGGGAAGAGCCGUGAUCAUGCGCUGCGAUUAUGCGCGCUCCUACAAAGUCUCGAAAUGGCUGCCGUCGUAUGUCAUGACUUAAUUCUUGAAGAACCAUCAUUUGGAAAUGGCGUUGCAGAUAAGAAAUUCUUAGACGCUGCUGUUGCAAAAACAAAACAACUUUUCUAUCCAACAUCUGCUGUUGAAAGGAAACUAUCCAUUAAUGUUGAAGUAGUUCGUGGUUCAAUUUAUUUAACGAAUAAAAUCAUCGAACAAUAUCAACAAAUGUUUGAACCAAAUAAAAAAGAGAUCAAGCAAGUGACAUAUAUAGUUAAUUCGAUGCUUUUCGUGUCUAAUUCUGUUAGUUUUUUUAAUAGUCGGAUGGAAUCAUCAUUAUUAAAUGAAAUAAGUUUUACUGAACCAAAACGACCUGGUGCGAAAGAGAACCAUUACACUAUUGAUCAUACAGCACACGAUGUUCAACAUCAGACGCAAUCGACAUCAGGCAAACAAAGCAAAAAAUUAACAAAAAAAAAUGUGCGUGAAAAUGAAGCUGCGGCUGAAGUUGUUAAUACAUUUGACGCAAGAUCUCCAUUUGGCAAAAAAAUAAUCAAAGCUAUUCUCGAAGUUGAAUCGGCAGUGCUUAUCAAAUCAACUUUAUCAAAACAUACAACACUCAAAAACUAUACACCGUACAUUGAACUAGCACUUAAACAUGUGUUGGAUGAUUUAUUGAUUGAAUUCAAAUCUGGUGCCGUCGUUACUUCGAAUCAACACCGAACCUUGCCUGUUUAUAUCAAAAAAAUGGUUUCGCCGUCAUGUGGUAAAGAAAAUUUGGGUUUAUCUCAGAUACUGAAGACAUUUGAUGUCGAACAUGCAAAUUACGUUUCAACAUGGUGGAAUAUAAUUUUAACUCCAACGAUUACUUUGAGUGAAGAAGUUUACGAUCUAUUAAAAUCUGAACCAUAUGCCACAUUUAUUACUGUGCCAAUCGACCAAUGGGCGCCAGCAUCUAGAAAACAAAUGUCUUCUAUCACUCGUGUUAAUCAAAACCAAACAAAUGAUCGCACUGAACGUAUGCAAGCAGUGACUUCUUCAACUCAUGAUCAUGCGAUUACAACGAAAAAAAAUGCAUUGUACUCAUCGGAUAGCAGCACAAUUAGUAUGAACGAUGAAAAUACAAUUGAUGCAGAUUGUGGCAAAGACGGUUCAGCCUCAAGUAUCUCCACGAUCACUCACCAACAACGACUUCAUAGUACGACUGAUGGAAUAAAUGCAGAUGACAAUGAUAUUCAACAAGAAAAUUCAAACUGUGGACAAAAAAGGAAUGCACCCAUUACAACAACAAAUCAAACACUACCAUUGUUACCAACAGCAACAAACUUAAUGUCUACACGACAACCACCUUCCAAGAAAAAGAAGAAAUGA
Molecule: messenger RNA, 2376 nt
Organism: Adineta ricciae
Lineage: Eukaryota; Metazoa; Rotifera; Eurotatoria; Adinetida; Adinetidae
Source: the annotation of a GenBank genome assembly